This is a messenger RNA of Misgurnus anguillicaudatus (oriental weatherfish), 3883 nucleotides long. It is a transcript of the gene dnaja1, whose product is annotated as DnaJ heat shock protein family (Hsp40) member A1. Gene Ontology annotation, molecular function: ATP binding; Hsp70 protein binding. The record is from RefSeq and is a predicted model, not a curated record. NCBI's taxonomy places the organism in Eukaryota, Metazoa, Chordata, Actinopteri, Cypriniformes, Cobitidae. Gene Ontology annotation, biological process: protein folding; response to heat.
ACUAUGUCCAGUAGGUAGCAGAAAUAGGUCGUACUGCGAGCAGUAGUCCAAUAAUAGUCAACCGGAAGCAGAUAGAUUCGAGGGCUAGUGGAAGAUUCUGGAAGUCUCUUCUUUCUUAUACGGAGACAUAGGACGAGAAGAGACUUCACAAUAUUUCACGAUUGAACUGUUUUGUGGUAACUAUGGUAAAGGAGACUGGUUUUUAUGAUAUGCUGGGUGUAAAGCCCAGUGCCAGCCCUGAAGAGUUGAAGAAGGCCUAUCGUAAACUGGCAUUAAAAUAUCACCCAGAUAAAAAUCCAACAGAGGGGGAGAAGUUCAAACAGAUUUCCCAGGCAUAUGAAGUUUUGUCAGAUGCCAAGAAGAGGGAAGUGUAUGACAGAGGGGGUGAGAAGGCCAUUAAAGAGGGAGGGAAUGGAGGGCCAAGUUUUGGCUCACCCAUGGACAUUUUUGACAUGUUUUUUGGAGGAGGGGGGAUUCACAGGGAAAGGAGAGGUAAAAAUGUGGUGCAUCAGAUGUCAGUGACUUUGGAAGACCUUUAUAAUGGAACCACAAGGAAACUGGCUGUCCAGAAGAAUGUCAUCUGUGGAAAAUGUGAAGGUCGUGGAGGUCGUAAAGGAGUGAUUGAAGUGUGUCCCUUAUGCCGCGGGGUGGGUGUACAAGUCAGGUUACAUCACUUAGCACCUGGCAUGGUACAGCAGAUAUCAACAGUCUGCACUGGUUGUCAGGGGCAAGGGCAGCGCCUCAGUCAUCGUGACCGCUGCAAAACAUGCGCUGGUCGCAAGAUACUACGACAGAAGAAAAUUCUAGAGGUGCACAUUGAUAAAGGUAUGAAAGAUGGACAGAAAAUAGUAUUUCAUGGGGAGGGGGAUCAGGAGCCUGGCCUUGAACCGGGAGACAUCAUCAUUGUCUUAGACCAAAAGGCACAUUUAGUUUUUACCAGACAAAGAGAGGAUCUCUACGUGAGCAUGGAGCUACAGUUGGUAGAGUCAUUAUGUGGUUUUCAAAAACCCCUUAAGACACUGGACAACAGAACUCUACUCAUCACAUCCCACCCAGGGGAGCUGAUCAAACCUGGAGAUAAGAAAUGUGUUCUGAAUGAGGGGAUGCCUAUGUACCGUCGACCAUUUGAAAAAGGCAGACUCAUCAUUCUUUUCAAUGUUGUCUUUCCUGAGGAGAACUUCCUCCCAAUGAACAAGCUGAAGGAACUAGAAAGGUAUCUACCAGAAAAACAGGCGAACACUGAGCCCGAUGCCAUGGAUGAUGACCUCUAUAUCUAUGCUGACCUUGAGGACUGUGACCUGACCCAGGAGCGCCAUCAUUACCACUUUAUUGAGGAGGAAGACUUUUACCCCCCUGGAGGUGUACAGUGUCAAACCUCAUAAAGGUUCUUAUGCCUUUAUCCUCGCACAUACACAAAAGCCACUUCUGAUGCAACAAAAGACGACAUACUAGACCAAAAGGAAGAAAUGUCAUUGCCUCUCAACUACUUCUGUGCCUAAAAAUAAGACCUAAUACUGCCGGGCUCUUGUAGCUACGUUUACAUGGACAGUUUUUAAACCUGAAUGAGAUCUUUCAGGUUGUUGAUUAUAUAUGUACUGUUUUCAUGAAGGAUGAAUAAAAAUAUGUAUGUUUUUAUAUGUCCCAAACAUCAAACUUCAGAUUAGAUCAUCUGGCAUGGUACACUAAACAAAUCAUCAGGCAUCCCAGCGGACCAUUACAGAUGGACCUGUUACCCAACUGUUUACCUCUGCCAUUUUCUGUUCCUGUUGAUGGUUUAUCAAAAGGUUAUAUCAGGGUUAUAUACCCUUUUAUCCACACUAAAUGUUUUUCCCACGGGAUUUUUUUUUUUUGACUGAGCUAUUAGCAUGAUUAAAAACAAACUGUUACCGUCCAUGUAAACGCUGCUAUUGUUUGGAAAUAGCUUUUAGUCCAAAACGUGCAAGCAGUUAAUACGAAGAGGAUAUCAUGGCACAAAAACAACUUGGAGGGUGAGUAAACAGAAUUUUUGGGGGGAUCUGUGCUUUUAAACAGAGUUGUUAGACUGGUGCCAUAGAGUUUCCAAAAAGAGGGUCUGUGGAAAGGAUGUAGCAAAUGAAAUAUAGAGGUUAAGAAGGUUGUGCCAUAAACACAAAAAAAUUGACCUUUCAAGACUGAUUUACUUUGAAGAUUAAAUUUUCAUCACUGGUUUGACAAAACAUUUGUUGUAGUAUUUUGGGGGUUUUGCUAGUUAAUUGUGUGGUACAUGUAAGAUAAUUUGUUGAUAUUGAUGUUAUUUUGCUAAUUAUUGCCAGUUUGUAAAAUCUGUUUUGUCAAACUUUGUGAACUAAUGAUAGCUGAAGUACCUACUCAAUUGCAUUAAAAUGCAUUAAAACUGGAGGUGCUUGUAAUAUAAAAGAAUAAUAAAAUAAAAUGAUAUAAAAUAGUAGACUGCAAUGUCCAUAGUUAAAAAGCCUUAUAUUUUAAAAGUUUAAUAAUUUCUUCUACUGUUAACCCACUGGAUUGUAUUUUAACCUGGCCAAAUGCCAACAAUUUAUGUUACAACUCUUAUGAUGACUUAUAAGGGGCGUGUAAAGUCUGAUGUUAAAUGUGUUUUGUGGUCACACCACAGAAAAAUGUGUUAACCACCCAGCCAAAUUUAAAUGAUAAAUACUUGUAAAGUUAAUAAAAUAAGUUAUCAAACUCUUUAAAAAAAGGCAGAAUUCUCUACUCUUAAAUGCUGGGGGCCUGUCUACUGCCUACGCUAAAACCACGCUCACUCACAGGAAAGGUUGCCGUCUUUUUCAACUUUCAAAUACCGCUACAACAUAAAUAAAUGUUCGUUGUGACUGUUGUUAUAGAUAUGUACACUAGAUGUCACCUUGGCUACGGCAGUUCAUUGGGACGAAUGCGUCAAAUAGAGCCGCCAUCUUGAAACGGGAGCCCUGCAUCAGCGUCAUUGUAGGCAAUGGUGUAACAGAAAUAAAAUCAUCAUAAACCGUCAUGAAUGCGAUUUUCUUGGGGGGGGGGGUUGGUUCGUUCUCACAGUCAGACAUGUAUUUAGCAUUGAGUACAAAAAAAUGAAAGUUUUGAUAUUAUGAAAAUCUACUUUUUCUAACUAUAAUGCAUAGUAGUAGGCCUAACAUCCAUACGCAGCACAAAAGUCCGGCAUCGUCCAUGAAUUCGAAGUACAGGCGGAGAUAGCAGCGUUACCUAGCUACUUUCUAUGACAAGACCCGUUUCAAGAUGGCGGCGGUUUUGAUGCAUGCUUAGAACCCCAAGGCGACAUCUAGUGUAUAUAUCUAUGACUGUGUUGGGGUGGGGCCAUACUCGGUGGCUCCAGUGCGUCAUCGAGUCAUGAUUUUAAGACCAUGUAUAAUCCUGAACUCGGAAAUGGUUUUACAGUCUUUGUAAUGUGUUUCAGAAAUACAUUAUUAUUUUUAGAAACAGUUCUCUGAAUAAACUUCACACAGACUUUAAUAAUGGUAACACGUAAUAGCCAAGAAUUAUUAAAGCCAUAUGUUGCUUUUUUGUGGAAUCCACAGCUUACAUAACAAAUGAGACGACACUCAAAUCCUAUUUAUUUUAGAUUUGGAAAUGACAAUGCACAUUUUAUGCAAACUAUGCUAUAAAGUGUUCUGCAGCAUAUCUUUCUAUAAUACUUUUCCGCAGCUUGGGUCAGCUGUGUUCUGGUCUACAUUUCAAAAACCUUUUGAAGAUGGGAAAUGCACUUUUAUCCCUGUCCCUUUAUUAUUGUUAUUGUAUUGUUUUAUUUCUGUUAGGUCUGCCAGCAGAAAAGCCUUUUUGUUGAUAAUUUGUGUUAAAAUUAAUUGCAAAUUUGAUUUAUAACCAUUAUCAUUUACAUUUGUAAUUCUAUUUAUAAAAUAAAUGUAACAAUGUUAUUUAA